Hepatospora eriocheir is the source of this 426-nucleotide messenger RNA. The record is from the annotation of a GenBank genome assembly. NCBI's taxonomy places the organism in Eukaryota, Fungi, Microsporidia, Hepatosporidae.
AUGAAUUUGAGACACUCAGAUAUUAAAUUAGUUUAUGAUUCUAUCAAUCAAUUAGUUAGAGGUGUUGAUGAUAUUAAAUUUAAUUUUUAUCCGUCUUUAAACAUUCUCUACUACUACCAUUUGAAUAUUGAUGAACAGUUUUAUGAGUAUUUUAAUGAUUGUACCAGAAUAUUAGGAGAUGCUAUUUUUAUCAAAGAGUUUAAAUUUUUUUUAUCUCUCAAGCCUUUUUGUACUUUUAAUAACUAUUUGUUAUUUAUUCAUAAAUCUAAAUAUCUUCCUUUAUACUUUACAUUCUAUAUUUGCUUUAUGUUUUAUAAUUAUGAAUUUAAUGAGAAUGUUAUAGUAAAUUCUAAUUUUAUUAAGUGGUUGUCUGUUUGUUUUAAUACACUUUAUUUUUAUGAUAAUUUUUUAGAAAAUAAAAAAUAA